Molecule: messenger RNA, 971 nt
Organism: Daucus carota subsp. sativus
Lineage: Eukaryota; Viridiplantae; Streptophyta; Magnoliopsida; Apiales; Apiaceae
Product: CASP-like protein 2A1
Exons: 3
Coding region: 132-746 (204 amino acids)
Source: RefSeq, a predicted model, not a curated record
AAUUUGAAGUUGCUAUCAACUAACCUCCACACUCCAUCAUCAAUCUUUAAUCAUCCCCCAACCCCCUCUCCUCUACUAUUUUCUUCAUUCACCUCCUUAAGCAAUUCGCUACCCACUCUUUCUGCAUUGAUAUGGCAGACAUCAAGAGUAGUAACAUUGUUGCAAAUUCACCAGCCGGGAUGGGGAUGCAAGCAUCAAGGCAAGAUGAAGAAAGAAAGAAUAAUAAUAUUGUGGAGACUUUGCUGCGUUUGCUGCCCAUGGCUCUCUGUCUCUCUGCUCUUGUUCUCAUGCUCAAAAACUCCCAAUCCAAUGACUUUGGUUCCGUCUCUUAUUCCGAUCUUGCCGCUUUCAGGUACUUGGUACACGCCAAUGGCGUCUGUGCAGCUUAUUCCCUCCUCUCAGCAAUUGUAUCAGCUGUUCCUCGUCCAUCUACCAUGCCAAGAGCCUGGACCUUCUUCCUCCUCGACCAGAUGUUUACUUACAUAGUACUGGGAGCUGGGGCAAUAUCGACGGAGGUGAUAUACCUUGCAUACAAGGGAAAUGCAGCGACGACAUGGAGUUCAGCUUGUGAAUCCUUCGGAAUUUUCUGUCACAAAGCCACAGCAGCACUGAUCCUCACUUUUGGAGUCGUCGUUUGCUACGCCCUGCUCUCGCUCAUGUCUUCCUACAGGCUCUUCAGCAAAUAUGAUGCACCAGUUGCUUACUCUAACAAAGGAAUCGAGAUCACACCUGCAUUCCGCGCCUGAGCACAUGAUUUAGCCUGGAGAUGUGUCUUCUGCUAUGUAGAACUUGCUAAACCCUGCAACAGAAUAAUAAAACAGUAGUGACAUGCAAGUAAUAAUGUAUGCUCAUUGUUUAUAAAGAAGCAUCAACACAAAGCAAGCCUUUUAGUUUUUAACUAUGAUGGCCUUGCCAAGUAAAACCCUGAUAUCCUUUGGAAUAUAACCAACAACUUCUUUGUCUUCGUAAUA